UGCUAAGUACAGAUAUAGGCUAGUUCUCCAUUUUAGAAAUGGAUGUUUUAGCCAUGAAAAUCGGAUGAAACUACGCCAUGGAGCUACAAUCAAGUUAAUGAUCGGUGCUGUAACCACCGCAAGACACUUCGAUGAACUCAUCUAAAAAAUAUAGUUUGCAGAAAAAAGACUAAACUAGACAAUGUCUCCUGCCCGAAUGUUGUGUCGGUUACUUGAGAAUGUUCAGACUCUGUCUAAAGUUAAACGGCCUUUCAACUUCGGACUGGAAAGGAUCCGAGGCAGACAAUUUCAGCAUACGACUCCUCAGUCAACAAGUUGUCAUUGGCAGCUUCGUGAUGACUGUCUUGAGCUUAACUAUGGCGGCCUCCUGAUGCACUUUGAUUACGUGUGGUUGAGAGACCAUUGUCGCUCAGCCUCUUGCUACAACACCAAAACCAACCAGAGGAAUCUGGACACAGCUAGCGUGGAUCUGAACAUCCGGCCAUCCAAGACCAGAGUAGAGGAUGAGAACGUGUAUCUCACAUGGUCAGACGGCCACGUGACGAAGUACAGCCUGAGUUGGCUGGCCCAGAACAGCUACGAAGGUCAGAAGCACAGCGCCAUGCAGCCUCGCGUCCUGUGGAACUCUGGCGGGUACGCCAACGCCAAGGUGCCCUCGGCCGACUGGGACAAGUUCAUGAGCUGUGACGACGAGUUGAAGAGCUUCCUGAGGAACUUCCUGUUGUACGGCAUUGCGUUUGUGGAGGGUGUACCUGCCAGCGUGGAAGCCACUGAGAACCUCGCACACAGGGUCAGUCUCAUCAGAGAGACGAUGUACGGGAGGAUGUGGGACUUCACCUCAGACUUCUCCCGGGGUGACACGGCCUACACCAAGCUGGCCCUCGACCGCCACACCGACACCUCCUACUUCCAGGAGCCCUGUGGGAUUCAGGUCUUCCAUUGCUUGAAGCACGAGGGAACAGGAGGAAGGACCUUACUAGUGGAUGGAUUCUAUUCUGCUGACCAAGUGUUGAAACAGACGCCUGACAACUUUGAGCUGCUUGCCAGAGUGCCUAUCAAGCACGAAUACAUUGAAAACCUGAGCAACCACCGCAACCAUAUGAUAGGCAUUGGUCCUGUGCUCAACGUGUAUCCCUGGAACAAUGAGGUUUACAUGAUCAGAUACAAUAACUAUGACCGUGCAGUUCUGAACACAAUCCCUCACAAGCUGGUUCAGCAGUGGUAUGCUGCUCACAGAGAGCUGACCACAGAACUAAGGAGGCCUGAGAACGAGUUGUGGGUAAAACUGAAGCCAGGAAAGGUUAUCUUCAUUGACAACUGGCGAGUGCUGCACGGACGUGAAUCCUUCACGGGGCUGAGGCGUCUGUGCGGCUGCUACCUGACCAGGGAUGACGUGCUCAACACGGCCCGCUCCCUGGGCCUACAGGCCUGAGACGGGACACUCCAGAGCCGGCCCAAGGCAUAAGCGACCUAAGCGGCUGCUUAGGGCCCCCGUGGCCACCGGAGGGCCCCCAAGAGCACAUAAAAUUACACCUUAAUUCAAAAAUUAUAUAUAUUAUGUUAUGGGUAAUUAUACACAUUCGGACGGCCCCCAAAAUCAAUUCUGCUCAAGGCCCCAUAAAGGCUUGGGCCGGCCCUGGUCAUGCCAGUGUGCACCAAAGCCUGUCCAAUUACCCUCAAGACAGGGCCGGAGGGCCAUGUUAAUUUGUUUUCUUCAUUUAGCAGGCCUGCGCAUUUAUCCAAAGACCGUAUGAAGAUCCGUAUGUACACAGUGCAUAUAGAAAGCAAUUCAAUUCACCAUGUGAUAGGUGUUGGUCCUGUGCUCAAUGUGUAUCCCAGGAACAAUGAGGUUAAAAUGAGCAUGUGUAUAUAUAUAUAUAUGAUAUUCUGUGCUCUGAUAUGCUAGCUAUCGUUCAUACUACAGUUCCAGGAACAGAUGUUCCUAACAAUCCUCACCAAUCUUGUGAUUCCCGGACACCUUAUGCGUUGUUCACACCUGAAAUAGGGAAAUCAACACCCUCGAUUAUUUAAUCACUGAUAAAAAAAAGGGUGAAAGCAGUUAUGUUUUUCACGAAACGUAAUGGUUGAAAUCAAAUAGUUUUGUAUGCUGUAUAGGGUUAGGGCAUUUAUAGUGUAAACCGUUGCUCACUGGUGAAAAUAGGAAAUCUAUUUUACGUGCAUGGGCUUAGUCAGUGUUGAGAUGUAUGGAAGUAUGAUCACUUUAUUUGAAGGUUGUGCACUUCGGAAUUAUGGAACUUAAGACUGUAAAGCAAUUCACAUUGCCGUUAUGAUUUUGCACAUUAAUUUGAUUAAGAAUAUAUUAUUGGUAAAGGAGUCUGUUCCUUAUUUGCUACUAAUAAAAUGUAAUUGGUCUGCUACCAUAUCCACUUAGUAUUGCUAGUUUAUGUACCCUUAGUAUAGUUAGACCUCAUAUUUAAAU
Messenger RNA from Hypomesus transpacificus, 2440 nucleotides. It is a transcript of the gene tmlhe, whose product is annotated as trimethyllysine hydroxylase, epsilon. The transcript is spliced from 8 exons. Gene Ontology annotation, cellular component: mitochondrion. The record is from RefSeq and is a predicted model, not a curated record. Gene Ontology annotation, molecular function: trimethyllysine dioxygenase activity; iron ion binding. NCBI's taxonomy places the organism in Eukaryota, Metazoa, Chordata, Actinopteri, Osmeriformes, Osmeridae. The coding region runs from base 182 to 1432 and encodes 416 amino acids. Gene Ontology annotation, biological process: carnitine biosynthetic process.